Molecule: messenger RNA, 771 nt
Organism: Budorcas taxicolor (takin)
Lineage: Eukaryota; Metazoa; Chordata; Mammalia; Artiodactyla; Bovidae
Exons: 3
Coding region: 1-633 (210 amino acids)
Source: RefSeq, a predicted model, not a curated record
AUGCUUUUUAACGCCGCUGUCUCGCUGAAGGCCAGACGCUCGGCGGCCUCCCUCCUACCCCAGGGGGAAGGGGGUUUGCGGAGGCCCGCUCUUGUGUCGGAGGCGGCGGGAGAAGCCUCUCACUGCUUCACCGCGGAGAAGCGGAGUUUUGACGCACCCCACCCCACCCCACCCCCGGCUGGCAAGGAUGUCCAGCUCCUCUAUCUGAUGCUGGGAUGGAAAGUCACAGCCCGCAAGCCGGAGGAGUUGGCCGCCGUGAGAUGCCCAGCGCCCGUCUCGCCGGCUAGGCAGUCGCGUCCCGCGGGGCUGCACCCUGAACGCGGAGAUCCGAGCGCCCCCGCCCGGAGCCUGGGCCGGCGCGCUCGUGGACUGGCUGGUACCUGGAGGGCAGGGCUGGGCCGUUCCCGCGCACACCCCUCGCGGAAGGACGACGGGACGAGCCCGCGCAGCGGUGCAGCGGCGGGAGGAAAGGGAGCCUGCCUCUCCUUUUCCUCCUGUGGGUCCCCUCCGGCGUGGGGAGCCUGGGACCCGGCGUGCGCGCGCAGGAGCUCCCUCUCCAGCUCCGGGGGCGCUUCGCCAGGAGGGAGUUUCCGCCUCGGGGACCGAGGGGCUGGAGAAGCCCUCUUGGAGUGACACCCCCGCGACACGCCCCGAUUUCGCCUAAGGAGCUGAAGGCUACUGGACACCUGGACUUCUCGCCUCCUCCGCGCGCCCUCUCCGCCCCCCGGCGCGCAGCUCGCGGGCCGCCGGGCGCCCCGUCGGGGGCGGCUC